Drosophila pseudoobscura is the source of this 1638-nucleotide messenger RNA. RefSeq lists its product as uncharacterized. The record is from RefSeq and is a predicted model, not a curated record. The transcript is spliced from 5 exons. Lineage: Eukaryota; Metazoa; Arthropoda; Insecta; Diptera; Drosophilidae. Bases 1096 to 1638 code for a protein of 180 amino acids.
GUCGUUUCCGGCGCCUCGUCGGCUGCCGCGAGGACUCGUGCAGUUGGCUAGGUUCGUGCUCGUUGCACAAUUCGCCAGAGGAUGGCCAAGCAUCAGAUUUUUUUCGGAAUGCGUUAAGGAUCAGUUUUGCGCGAAUUACGGUUACGAAAGGUUGCUGACGACAAAGGGCCGGCGUCCAAAACAAACAUUUUCCCAGUGCCAGUGCUCUCUACCAGAGCCCGUUCUCUUCACUGUGUGUCCAAGUGUUUUUUUUUGUCGUGACAUUGAAGCGAUUUUUUUUUUUCUGACUUGCCCUGAAGAAUAUUCUGAAAACACACCCACAUAUCGCCUUGGGAACUGACCUACGACAAGGCACUUUAAGAACGUAACUGACCUAAGUCACAAGGAAAAAGAAGCGAGCCCGACAACACUCGAAAUACAAGAAACUUUUGCACAUUUACGAGCCCGUUUACGAGUAGAGUGAAUAGUUUUUAGAGAGAUUAAUAUAGGAAUAGAAGUAGGACUAGGACUAGGCAUAGGCAUAGGAGUAGAGACUCUUACUUUGAAUUAUCAUAUCAGUUGCAAUCGCACAGAGAUCGAACAUCGAGAGAAGCCAGAAGCCAGAAGCAAAGGCAAAGGCAAAGUAAAUCCCAAUCGAUUCGAUCAUUUCUGAACAUCGCUCGCUUAAACGUUGAAUGGUUGUGAACUGUAGUAAGCAAAUAGUGAAUUAGCAGCAUAUAAUCUUCGUAUACCUAUCUAUCCCAUAGAGCAUAGAGCAUAGAGAGUAGAGCAUAGAGCAUAGAGCAUAGUAAGCUAAGACCUAGCCCAGUCCAUAGAUCAGAUUCCUUGAGGAAUUGUGUUGCCCAGGGAAGAUAUAGUAGUACUGUAGUUUUCAAUUGUCGGUGUCCAACGAAAAUAGUGCCCACACGAACUGUAACUUUGUGUGAGUUUAUUUUACUGUUUGAAAAAUGUGAAAGAAAUACGAUCGAACAUCGAAACAUCGCAGAGCUCUCUUGAGUCCAUAAAUGGUCUCCCUGCCGGUGGUCGUUGCGCUGCUUCACUGAAGCGCUGGGCUCUCAUCCCCCACAUCCUACAUAUAUGCGUCACUAAUUUGCAAUGAUGAGUUAUCAGAAGGGCCUCAAGGAUCCAAACGUGGACAGGCAUACCACCAAAGCCAAAUCACGGCAUUUUACGGUGAACGGUCUGAGUGCCAAUAACACGCUUCAGCAACAGCAACAAUACAACCUGCAAUCAUCGAACGACACUCGCAACAUCUACAACAAUCCCUAUAUACCACCCCAACAGCAACAACAACAGCAGCAACAACAACAGCAACAACAGCAGACCCAACAGCAACGCACUGCUCACCUGUUCAAGGCCCUGGCCGCCUCCACUGCCGGCGGAAGUAAUAGUCUAAGCCAUCCCUACGACUUCUCCAACUCAUCCUCGUCGUCGAACGCCAAUAAUGAGCACCAAGGAUCAUCGUCUUCGGAGGCAGAGAACGCUUUUCUAACUCAUAAUAACGCUCACAAAAAGGUGCUCAUAGCUCACAGUCCCCGAGUCUCCGAGUCUCAGUCUCUGGCUCAGACUGGCAGCCAAACUUGGCUUGGCACCCACUGGGAGGGCAGCGGCGACGGCAGCGGCGGCAGCAGUAAGUGA